Messenger RNA from Fundulus heteroclitus (mummichog), 2329 nucleotides. It is a transcript of the gene ccdc62, whose product is annotated as coiled-coil domain containing 62. NCBI's taxonomy places the organism in Eukaryota, Metazoa, Chordata, Actinopteri, Cyprinodontiformes, Fundulidae. The transcript is spliced from 13 exons. The coding region runs from base 345 to 1958 and encodes 537 amino acids. The record is from RefSeq and is a predicted model, not a curated record.
GACGUCAGGCCUUCACAUCUGGGCGUCAUUCUCAAAAGUUGGUGAAUCUCUCUAUGAAGCGAAAGGCACCAACGUCAUUCAUCAUCUAUUAUAUCUAUCUUUGAAUUUGCAGUAUUUCCAACAGGUCUACAUCGCCUUAAUGUGAAGCUGUAGCCGUGUUUAAAUCUAGACCAGCUCACAGUUACCUCUGCUUUACGAGCAGUGAACUGUUGUUAGCUUUUCAGAGCUAGCUGCCAGGGUCUCCUUCCAGUUGUGCCGUUAGCUGACUGCCGACAACAAGCAUGACGCAGCAGGGCCGGCUGGAGUUGGACGUGACGUAAGGAGCGGGAAGCAGCGCUGAUAUCAUGGACGGCAGAAGGAGACUGUUCACCCCCUGUCAGCAGCCAGCCUGCUCCCACGACGGCCCAGCUACACUGUGGCACAGCACGCCUGUUAAAAAGAACGAUUGUGGUUCUCCACCUGACGCUGAGCAACUAUGCGGCUUUGCCAGGGGCAAGUUGGGCGGUACCCCAACCCAAUGGGUCCAAAGUCCUGCUGGAGUGCCAGCAGGUCCCUGCUGUGCUCACAAUGCCCAGGAUGCUGAGCUCCCUGUAAGAGAGCCGAGUAGCUCCACCAUCCAGAGGCAGAGAAGGGAGCUCCAGCUCCUGAUGGCUGAACUCAAGGACAGAGAGCAGGAGCUGAACGCCAUGUCCGCCUCCCAUCACAAGCAGCGGCAGGCCUGGGAGCAAGACCGCCAGAGUGCACUGAUGUUGGAGCGGCGGGGGGCUCGCCUGGAAGAAGAGUUGCAGAUGUGCAACGAGGUGGUCAGAGUCCUGACUAGAAACGUGUGCGUUCUGGAAAGAAGAGAGAAGGAGGCGCUGAAGGAGCUCGGUGAAGCUAAACAGCUCAUCUGUGAGCUGGAAAAGAAACAGCAGAGCGUCAAUCAAAAGUGUCUGGACUACGAGGCAAAGAACCAGAGCCUCAGCUCCACUGUUAUGACUCUGUCCACACAAGUUGGCUCUCUGCAGGUUAGAGAGGAAGAACUGAGUUCAAUGCUCAAGCUAAAAGACAAAGAUGUGAGCGAAGCCUCGAGUCACAUCCUGGAGCUGUCUGGGAGGCUUCAAAACCUGGAGACGUUGCUGACAGAGAGUCGCUCACAGGAGAGCAAGCUCCUGCGGGACAGCGAGGAAAUGAAGCGUUCUUACAAAGAAGCUAAGCAGGAGGUCUCCCAGCUUAGAGAGGAGCUGCAGCAGCAGGUGACUCAAAGCAGCACGCAGAGAGAGGAGAUCAUCCGUCUGAAACAGGAGCUCCAGCUGCUUCACUCAGAUCUGGCCCUGGCAGGGGAGGACGAGAGCUGGAAAGAUGAGCUGCUGGAGCUGUCUCGCUCCAGACAGGAACGCGUCAUGUCUGAGCUGCUCUGCCUGCAACAGGUGUGUGAGAACCAGAGGAAGGACCUGCAGCUGCUCCGACUGAGCCAAGAAAGCUCCCAGAGAGCCCUGAGGGAAAAACACCACCAGGGAUUGCUCGACAGCCAGGAUGAAUGGCCGUCUAACUGUGGAGAUGUUCGGUCUGUGAAAAACCUCCGACCUGAUCCUGAAACUCUGCCAGCAGCUGAUGUUCAGGACCCCGGGGCAGCCAGUGGCAAACUGGGAGGCGUGUCAGCGAACGUGACAGAUGUUGCCGAUCAGCUGUCGGCGUGUUCUCUACAGCGGCUUCUGGGCAAGUCCAGGUUCCUCCACGGAGCUCCUGAGAGCAGCGCUUUGGGAUGUUGCGGCUCUUCGCCGCCUACAGGUCGUAUUUUGAACUGCACGGCCAUGUGCGAGUGCCAAGCAGCCCACCACCUCCCAAGUACCACCAUACUCAAGACCUGUGAUACUCCACCCAAGGCCUGCCUCCAUCCCAACGUCAGCCAGCUACACGGCAAUGUGGACGGCUUGACUAAAGAGGGGAUUUUCUCUGUGAAUCUCCAGCCGCUGUAAAAACAGUGUUAUAACCGAAGGCGCUCACACCAAAGGAGAAACUGCUUUUACCUCAGAACAAAUGUAGUGAUUUUAUGACCUCAGUAUCUUUUUAUAUCGUGUAUUACUUUUGGUAUUUUGUAAAUGUACGUUUGUGGAUUAACACACUCAGGGUGUUUCUUUUAAGCUUUAAUUCAGUGUUUUUACACAAUGUGAAGUGGGGAGACGUGAAACCGGUCCUACAGGCCUGAUGACUGGUCGUUGAGCCGUCUUUCCAGUUCCCCUGCCUUCACACGGUGACUCACAGGAAAUAUGUGAAACCCUCACUUGCUUUUACAUCUUGUAACCUGGACGAUCUGGCACUGCGUUUUUAUAAAGACCUUUCCUAUACA